Messenger RNA from Dama dama (fallow deer), 6920 nucleotides. It is a transcript of the gene LRRC69, whose product is annotated as leucine rich repeat containing 69. Lineage: Eukaryota; Metazoa; Chordata; Mammalia; Artiodactyla; Cervidae. The record is from RefSeq and is a predicted model, not a curated record. Gene Ontology annotation, molecular function: protein binding. Bases 5810 to 6853 code for a protein of 347 amino acids. The transcript is spliced from 8 exons.
AAAAUAAUAGAGAUUCUAAUAUUUAUAUAUUAUUUUGUUAUUUUAAAAUAAUGAAGGGCAAAUUAGAAGACUAUCCAAAACUCUUGGAUGUUAAAGAAAAAUGAAUACACAUGAGUAAGAAAAUGAAGCAGUAAGAAGGAAAUCUGUGCAAGUUACUGCUGGCACACACUUGUUAAUACAUUGUCUUGGAAGAAGUUAGGAACUAGCUGAGGCAAUAGGUCAGGGUGUUUUUUGAAAUUUAAUUUGUAAUUUCACACUGUUUUUGCUUUUACUGAACAAAUGAGCUUUUUCUUCCUGUCUUGUGUAUUUACAUACAUUGAUUUUUCUAAGUCUUAUUUGAAAUAUAUCUUUCUCCAUCUUGUGGAAAAGUAGAACUCACAGGAUUCCUAAUUCUUUCUUUAACGUAAGUUUCGGAAGCAGCAGUCCUUUAUAGUACCCCACCUUGUUCCCUCCUACAAGGCCUUUGAACUAACACUGAAGUUGGGUCCAGGUUGCUUCACCUAGUUUAUUGUCCUCCUGGUCUCAGCUUCAGUAGCUCCGACCUAGGUAAGCUCCUCAGGCUUCUCCCAUCUGGGCUAGGUUAGGCACCCCGGCUCAUACAUGUUACUUUCUAGUAGCUGUACACUUAUAAUAGUUAUUUACAUUUAGUUGUUUAUUAUUGCUGCUGCUGCUAAGUCACUUCAGUCACAUUGCUAGGCCUAUAUAUUAUAAGGUGCUUUAAGGUUUGUUAAUAGUUAUAAGAUCAAUUAAGUGGAUAGGAUAUGACUUUCAGGAGUUUCAUUAGGCUAAUAGACUGUUAAGAAAAAAUGAGAUAGUGACUUAGAAUUCUUCUUGCUCACAGAAGGGUUGUCUUUUAAUUUAUAUUACCCUUGGUGAAUUCUUAAGUCUUCUGGUUAGUUGAAGAAUGGAACCCAAGAGUUCUCUUUUUUUAAAACUUCUGAUGGUGUGUUACAGUUAAUUUACCUUCAUGUGUCGAUUAGGACAGUCUGAUUUUAACAAACCUGAAAAAUAAUGACUUCUGAAAUAAGUGUGGGUAUGUGUGUCUGCUCAGUUGUGUCUGACUUUACGACCCCAUGGACUGUAGCCCUCCAGGCCCCUCUGUUCAUGGAAUUUUCUAGGCAAGAAUACUGGAGUGGAUUGCCAUUUCCUCUUGCAAGGGAUCAUCCUGACCCAGGGGUUGCUGAAAGUAAAUAUACAGACCCAAAACAAAAAAAAAACUUUGUUAAUAUACUGACCAGGAAGAAGUGUAUGAUUGUCUUUCAGUAUACUUGGGUGACUAAUAUGGCUUACUGAAACAAAUUACUGCUUUUACACAAGGCUGCUGAAUUUGUUAUUUUUUUUAACAGGAAUGACUUACAAUCUUGCUCCUGAGUUUUAAAAAAAAUACCAAGCCCUGCCUUCUAUAAGGACUAAGUCAGUUCACUUACAUAAAGAAUUAGCACACUGCUUGAUAUGUAAUAAAUGCUCAGUAAAAGUAGUUAUUUUUUCUUUUGUGCAGUUUCAUAUAGAUGUUUAAAUAGAAAUCUUCAGCUUUUGUUAACUCAAGUGUGCAAGCACUACUCUUGGGACUUAGAGAGGUGCUGACACCAUCUAGCACUGAGGCACUUGGGCAUAGUAACGAACAAGAUAGGUCACUUUUUUCAUGAAGCCUGUAGCUUCUCCCACUUCUGGUGGAUCUGUUGCUUGAGCAUCUCUGAAUUCUGGGGUAGGCACAGCACCAGACACAAAUGCAACAGACCUACACAGAUGGCUUCCCCAGCUUCUAUAAUUACCUAAGGUCAAACUGUACGGUUCCUAGUUGGUCUUUUUCUCUGAUUGAACCCUGAAAAGAAUUUGGUACUAUAACAAAAUGCUUAAACCAUGUAAUGAGCUUUGGGGACUGGGCUUCAGGUGUAAGUUAAAAAGGCCUUGAAGAGAUUGUUAGCAGGAGCCUAAUGUUGGUAAGGAAUAUGAGGAAAAUAUUAUUAGAAUUUGGAAGAAAAGUAACUCCUGUUACAUAGUAGAAGAAAGUUUAACAGUGAUCCUAGUAAGCAUUAACAUGGAAAAUAAGUAUAUCUCAUCAGCUGAGUGAUCUCCCUGAGGAGAUUUCUAGAGAGUAUUGAAGGUGCUAUCUGGGUUCUUCUAGCUGUCUAUAGUAAAUGAUGGAGGAGAAAGACAAGCAAGAGGAAAAAUUAUUAAAUAUAAAUGAGCUACAAACUUUGGGGUUUGAAAAGCAAAGCAAAACUUGUUCAUUCUUAGCCAGUCCAGACAGUUAAAUAGUUGCUCAGUCAUGUCUGACUCUUAGCAGCCCCAUGGACUGCAUGCAGCACACCAGGCUUCCCUGUCCAUCACCAAGUCCGGAGCUUGCUCAGACUCAUGUCCAUUGAGUCGGUAAUGCCAUCCAACCAUCUCAUCCUUGGUCGUCCCCUUCUCCUGCCUUCAAUCUUUCCCAGCAUCAGAAUCUUUUCAAUUGAGUCAGUUUUUUGCAUCAGGUGGCCAAAGAUUUGGAGUUUUCAGCUUUAGCAUCAGUCCUUCCAGUGAAUAUUCAGGACCGAUUUGCUUUAGAAUUGACUGGUUUGAUCUUGCAGUCCAAGGGACUGUCAAGAUUCUUCUCUAACACCAUAGUUCAGAAGCAUCAGUUCUUUGGUGCUCAGCUUUCUUUAUAGUUCAACUCUCACAUCCAUACAUGACUACUGGAAAAAUCAUGGGUUUGACUAGAUGGACCUUUGUUGGCAAAGUAAUGUCUCUGCUUUUUAAUAUGUUGUCUAGGUUGGUCAUAGCUUUUCUUCCAAAGAGCAAGCGUCUUUUAAUUUCACGGCUGCAGUCACCAUCUGCAGUGAUUUUGGAGCCUAAAAAAUAGUCUGUCACUGUUUCCAUUGUUUCUCCAUCUAUUUGCCGUGAAGUGAUGGGACUGGAUGCCAUGAUCUUAGUAUUUUGAAUGUUGAGUUUUAAGCCAACUUUUUCACUCUCCUCUUUCACUUUCAUCAAGAGGCUCUUUAGUUCUUUACUUUCUGCCAUAAGGGUGGUGUCAUCUGCAUAUCUGAGGUUAUUGAUAUUUCUCCCCGAAAUCUUGAGUCCAGCUUGUGCUUCAGCCAGCCAGACAGUAAAUGAUGGUAAAAUUAAGGAGUGAGUUUCAGAUAGAAUCUGCCUGCAAUGCAGGAGACCUGGGUUCGAUCCCUGGGUCAGGAAGAUCCUCUGGAGGAGGGCAUGGCACCCACUCCAGCAUUCUUGCUUGGAGAAUCCCAUGGACAGAGGAACCUGGUGGGCUACAGUCUAUAGGGUCGCAAAGAGUCAGUAGGACAUGACUGAAAUGACUGAGCAUGCCUGCACAGGGCUGGGGUAGAUGGGAAGGAUGCGAGGGUAAAUGAGUCCUGCCUAGAUGGUAAAUUUUUGAAUAAAAUGUUUUAAGCCAUUAAGUUUCACGGUAUUUUGUUACUUAGCAAUAGAUAACUGGAACAGGCAGUAUUAAUAGAACUGAUUACAUAUUGGAAAUAAGAGAAGGAGAAAUUAAAAAUGUUUACCAGAUUUUCUAGGUUAGGAAAAUUUAAUAUUAAAAAAAGCAGUACUAGAUUGUAUUGGCCUGUUUACCCACUUAAAGCAGGAAAAAAAUUACCCAUUUAGACAGUGUUAGCUGGAGUCCUAGCCAUACAGCAUUACUUUAUAGAGGAGAUGAGUAUCUAUGAGACUUCUUUUUUUUAAACAAAGCUUUAUAAUUAGUUUGUUCAGAUAGUAACAUCACGAUUGUUCUUAGGAAACUAAAAUAGUAUCAAAAUAAAGACACUGGAAAAUAGGUUUGGAAGGUUUGGAAGAGAUAUUUCAAUAAGAGCAGUGAUUAAGUACCUAAAAAAUGAUCAUUCUAGCAAUUGGAACUUUAUUAAUCAGCAUCUUUUAUUUUAUUGUUAGGAUGAUACUGAUGUUCAUUAUAAUACCCUGUAUAAAUUUAAUGAUUCUUCUUUGGGACUUUGGCACUUGCUUCAUCAUCAUAUUUGGAAAAGCUCCUGUCUCUGAUAGCACCCUUGCAGUGAAACCUUCUCAGGUUACCCUAAAAUUGCAAACUCCUUACCUGUUUUAUUAUUUUUUUUUCCUUAACAUCUAAUGCCAUCUAACACGCUAGGUGUACUUAUUUGCUUGUUUUUUCUACUUCUAGAAUGUAAUUUCAUUGAGAGAUUUUUGUCAUUUUAAUUCACUAUCACCAGUGGAACAGUGUUGCACAUAGUAGGUACUCCUAAAUGUUUGUUGAAUGAAUAAGGGGAAUUAUAGAGGAAGAUGGCACUGUGUCCUGAGUACUUUGAAUGCAGAAUGCAUUUUAUAGUGUUCAUGUUUUUGGAAAUGAGCCCUCCAGAUGUGAUACAUAUAUGUAGCCCAAAUGCCUCCAAGCCUCAUAACUGGCCCAAGUGGGGCUCUCAUCAAAUAUCUCUGCCCUCAUUUUCUUUUCCCUUACUCUUUUGCCUUUGUCUUAAUCACUCAUUUGGAAAUUUUCAAAGAUUAUACAAAAAAUAGUAAGAAUAAUAUAAUGAACCCCUAUUACCCAUUACUGAUCAUCAAUAAUUACCAAUGUUUGGGCAAUCUUAUUUGAUCUAUUUUUUCCGCUAACUUUUCUGCCCCACUUAUUAAAAAAAAAUUCACCUGAAAAUUCAGAUGCAUUUCUAAAUGUUAGGUACAUUUUAAGAAAAUAGUACCACCAUGUCAUUGUUAUACAUAACAAAUGUAACUCCUGUCAUCUGAUACAUUGUCCAUGAUCAAAUUUCCUCAGUUGACUCUGAAAUAUUUUCAUUUAAAUCAGGAUCCAAACAAGAUUCACAGAUUGCAUUUGACUGUUGUUUUUCUUAAGUCUCGUUUUUUUAUAACAGUUUCCCCAUCUUUUUAUUAAUGACAUAACUUGUUGGUUAAAUAUUGUAUAUCAUUUGCCUUAUAGAAUUUCCCAGUUUUGAGAUUUGGCUGACUGCUUCCUUGAGAUUAAUUUAGCUUUUUUUCUAUUCCUUAUAUUUUCUGUAAAUGGUAUUUAGAUACAGAAGCCUGAUUAAACUCAGAUUCAAGAAUAUUUAAUAUUGGUGCUGUGUAAUUUUUAUUGUAUGGCACCAUGAUAGACCUGAAAACAAUAUAUGAUUGUCUCAAUUUUAGUGAUGGUAAAAUUGAUUAGUAGGUAAUUAACCUGAUUUCAUACUUGAAAAGUUCCCUGUCAACCUCUCACCUAAUGCAUUUAGCAUCCAAUUAUGAUCUUUAUAUUUAUAUCCAUUAUUUCAUUAGCUUUGCAAAAAUGGUGAUUUUCUACAUCUAUUUUUUCGUCCUCAUUUAUUGGCUUCAAUUUUUCUAUGAGUAAGAACUUUAUUAGGUUACAGAAAAAUAUGAUUUGUACUGGAAAAGCAGAAUAAGUGCUUCAUUUUUUUCCAUUUAUUAUUUUUCAGUCUUAAGAGUUGGUUCCCCAGCACGUUCCAAUGUAAUCAGUGGCUUUCUUUUAUUUUUAUGGUACCAUGAGCUCUAGAUUUUAAUUUAUUUUGGUCCAUUCAUCAUUCUUUCUGAUUCUCAAAUUUUCCCAUUUUAGACUAAUGGAAGCCGUUAGAAGUGGCUUGUAUGUUCUUUUGAUGUGAUCUCAUUAGUCCUUGGUAACUUCCUGUUUCUGGUAUAAGAUAUUCUAGGCUCAUCUUGUACAUCUCCUGCCCCAAACCUGGAAUCAGUUAUUUUCCUUCCCUACCUUUUACACUGGAAAUUAGCCAGUGCUCCCGCCUUCAGCAUGAUAGAUCUCAGAAUGUUUUUGUUUCCAUGACACACCAAUUCUGCAAUUAGAGAUUCCAAAGAUGGGUAGUAAGGAACCUCUGUCUCUUCCAUACCCAUGGCUGAAAGGUUGUUAAUAAGAGCACUGAAGGGUGGUAAAAACACUAAAAUUGUUAGCUUAAAUGGAAAGAACAUAACAAAGAUGCCAUCAGCAUUAGAAAAACUGCCUGGUCUGAAGACACUGUACCUUCGGAAUAACCAAAUUUCCAAAAUGUGCCCAGAGAUAAGCAACCUGACCCAGUUGACAGCACUAAAUCUGGGAAACAACCUUUUAGAAGAAGUUCCAGAAGAGAUGAAAUACCUUACAUCCCUGAAGAAGCUCCAUUUGUUUAGAAAUAAGAUACAUAGAUUUGCAUCUGGAGUAUGUGAUGGUUUACAAAGUUUGAUCCUGCUUAAUCUGAACAACAAUCAGCUUACAUGGAUUCCUGGAGAAAUUGGCAGAUUAAAAAAUCUUAGAUGUUUGAGUAUAAAUCAUAACCAGCUAGCCAGCAUUCCUAGAGAACUUUGUUUUCUUGAGAAUCUUUCUGAACUUCAACUUAACUACAAUCAGCUUGUGUGCAUACCCAAAGAAAUUAAGUUCUUGAAGAAGCUCCAGCAGCUUCUUCUGGCCAGGAACAACAUUAAAUCUUUGCCAGAGGGACUUUGUGAUCUUUUCAACCUGAGAAUUCUAGACGUAGCUGGAAAUGUUAUUCAGAUGUUUCCUAAAGGAUUUCAAGAUUUGAAGCUGAGGGAGUUCUACUGUGAGAGAAACCCAAUGUUCCUGAAGCAGCCAACUAGUGCUAUAAAACAGGAGGGCGUCUGGAGUUUACAGGAAAUAACAUCAAGAUUUAUAAUGAAUCAGCUAGCAGAAAAGAAUCUUUUCCUAAUGAAAGCCAUAAAAUGGUACCCACAGGUCAGGAGCAUAAUCUCUCAGGGAAGAAAGUGUGCAAUAUGUGGGAAGUUCUUUUUAACCACAUGGCUGAAAUGUGUUGAGUUUGUUCCUCCAUCAAAGAACUGGAAAAUAAGCAGAAAUCUACAGCUGUUACCUCUUCAAAUAUUAAUUUGUUCUUAUAAAUGUUUUUAUCAACGUAACCCUAACCUCUUUGGAAUUGGUCAGGUGUAGAGCAGGUAAGAAACUCAUUUAGAGCCUCACAUGACUUACCCAUCAGCUCUGCACACAUAGUCAGAUU